AGGAGAUAACCAGAGACUGCGGACACAGUACAGGAGAAGGACCAGAGACUGCGGACAUAGUACAGGAGUUAACCAGAGACUGCGGACACAGUACAGGAGAUGACCAGAGACUGCGGACCUAGUACUGGAGAUGACCAGAGACUGCGGACCUAUUACAGGAGAUGACCAGAGACUGCGGACCUAGUACAGGAGAUGGACCAGAGACUGCGAACACAGUACAGGAGAUGACCAGAGACUGCAGACACAGUACAGGAGAUGGACCAGAGACUGCGGACACAGUACAGGAGAUGACCAGAGACUGCGGACAGUACAGGAGAUGGACCAGAGACUGCGGACACAGUACAGGAGAUGGACCAGAGACUGCGGACACAGUACAGGAGAUGGACCAGAGACUGCGGACACAGUACAGGAGAUGGACCAGAGACUGCGGACACAGUACAGGAGAUGGACCAGAGACUGCGGACACAGUACAG
Molecule: messenger RNA, 473 nt
Organism: Staurois parvus
Lineage: Eukaryota; Metazoa; Chordata; Amphibia; Anura; Ranidae
Source: the annotation of a GenBank genome assembly